This is a messenger RNA of Malassezia pachydermatis, 2583 nucleotides long. RefSeq lists its product as hypothetical. Lineage: Eukaryota; Fungi; Basidiomycota; Malasseziomycetes; Malasseziales; Malasseziaceae. Gene Ontology annotation, cellular component: cytoplasm. The coding region runs from base 1 to 2583 and encodes 860 amino acids. The record is from RefSeq and is a predicted model, not a curated record. Gene Ontology annotation, molecular function: 5'-deoxynucleotidase activity. The transcript has 2 exons.
AUGCCCACGCCAGGCGCCAUGCGAACAGCCUCGGCUGUGCCGGAUCGAUGGUCGUGUGCCUGUCUAAAUGUACGCAUAGCUGGCACGGCAACGCCUGAAAACGAUACGCAGUGGCCAUGGAAGGUCACGCUAGAUGAACGCCAAGGUCUCUCGAUGUCCUUGCCAAGCCUUAUCAAAACAGCCACGGUGCAGCCACGGGAUGGACACGAACAGGAGCAUGCACCCUUAACGUCUGUGCAGUGUGGAAUCUGCCACCAGAGCGUGUUUCUCGCACAGUACCCUACUGACGAGGCGGAGAGCGACAUGUGGACACACCCCGUUGAUAAGACGGUAUGGGUCUCGUCGGCCUGUCUUCAGAACGAGGCGAUAGAGUCGCGAAAGUCGCAGUCCCAGUUCUCUGACUUGUUCAACGUGGUCUUACCCAUCUCACAUGCACAGAGUGAAGCGACGAUGCUCUUAGAGAUACCCACGACAGAGCUGCAAAACGUGCCAUCGUUCCUUCCCGCCAUUUCCACGCAAGUAUGGGAGCAAAUGGUACCCUCCAAAGCCUCGGCAGAUGUGACGCAGGACCUCUUGCAGCAUGCCCAAACAUCGCUGGAGAUGCGCCGGUCCGCUCUGGUGCAGGACAUUCAAGAGUUCAUUCAGGCCAAGCAAAAAGAACUGCAAAGCCUCUGGGAGAGAUCUGUCACAGACGUCAAAACCGUACUGGAGUCAAUUGAUAUGGUGCCCAAGCCUGUGACGUCGCAACUCCACGCGAGCCCAGCGAAGCCCGCCUCUGCAGCGCCUACGACUGGUCCACAAAAUAUGUUCGCCAAGCGCCACAUUACGAAUGAUGCAUCAGACCUUUCCAAAACGAUGGGCGGGCUAAGCAUGUCUCUCUCGCGCAUGGGCAGAGACCCACGCAGUGUACAGACGACACCGACCAAGCCACUCAGCCGCGAAGUGUCAAUGGAACGUCGCACGAUGGAGGAGAUGGAAGAGCAGACGAUUCGGAAGUCCAUGCAUUCACGUAAAGUCAUGUUUACACAGCACGAGAGUGAGGAAGACGUUGCUCAUGAAGAACAUGAAACAGGGGAGGAGGACCAUGUCUUCGAUAUCGACGAAGACCUGGAGGCCAAGCAUCUGUCUGACGACAAGGCGCCGGCAGUAUUGGAACCCCCUGUGGCCACAGAAGAAGAGCGACCUAUCAAAGACGAACUGGCAACGAGCCUACUCCACAGUGGCAUGGCUACAUCGUUCUCUGCGAUCCCUCAGACAAUGGAAUGGCAGAAGAAAAGGGAGGAUACGCACCUCCGAGGCCCGUACGAUCUGGCUGACCCCAGCUACAUGGCACGCACCUUGCACCCACAAGAUACGAAGCGGGAGAGCAGCAAAGCCCCGUUGUUGCAUCCAGACCAUGAUGAAGACUUGGCACUAGCGGGAGCCGCCUUGGCCAAUGCGCCUUCGCAUCGACGUAUGCACCCCAUGCCGGCCAUGCCUCUGGCGGCAAGCAAGAACAUGCAUAGUGCGUCGGUGGCAUGGCGUCAGCGUAGUGCGAACCACGAUGAUACCCUUACGCUCGCCCGCUCUGUGCCAUCUCAUUCAGCGAUGCCGAUUCACAAGCCAGCGCCGCAGCGCGACGUGUACUAUGGCCUGGAUCGCGAGCCCAAAACCAGUCUGCCGUACCAUGAAAAGCGUAUGGUCCCAUCGCUGCUUAAAGCAGUUCGUGCACAGCGCACGCCAUCGUCGCAAGGUCUGACUAUGCCGACGACCGACCGCCGCAGUGUUACUCAGACGACACGUACGACUGGAUUCCGUGUGCCUAACACACAUAUGGCAGCGGAGGAAACCAUGCAAGCCCAGCGAGCGCGUGCGGCCCCGCAAGGAUCCACCACGAUCGACCUGCCACCGCUACCGGAAGUGCCAAGCACGCAUAUCCGACUUGAUCCGUCGCCAGAACUAGCGCCGCGGGCCAUUGAGAACUUGCAGUUUACGUGCACAGAUACAGAUGAUAAGACACUCAACAAGCUUCUGUACUUUAUGCACUACUUACAGAACCUCAAGCUGCUGAAACGUACUGGUUGGUAUCACCACAAUGUGCCAGCGCCGGAAUCCAUUGCGGACCACAUGUAUCGCAUGGCCGUCCUCGCCAUGCUACUGGAGGAUGACAAGGUGGAUGUGCGUAAAUGUGUGAUGAUGGCGCUCGUGCACGACCUAGCAGAGGCACUGGUGGGAGACCUGACGCCCUUGUGCAAAGUGGACAAAGAAGACAAGCAGCGCCGUGAGCUCAAAGCCAUUCAGUUCCUUACGCAGGACUUGCUCGGCGAUACACAUGCAUCACAGUGGCUGUUGACGCUGUGGAAUGAGUAUGAGCACCGCUCCAGUGCCGAAGCGAAAAUCGUCAAGGACCUGGACUGCUUUGAACUGUGUCUUCAAGCGUACGAGUACGAAAAAGCCCAUGGCAUCAAGGACCUUCAGCCGUUCUGGGAUGGCGCUGCGCCGAAAGUGGCGCACCCUGAGAUUCAGCAGUGGAUGGAUGCGCUUCUGCGCAAACGUCGUGCCUUAUGGCAUACGCGUGGCUUAUCGUACAGCGACUCAACGUAG